AUGAAUGAAUGGAAAAUUGCAUUGCAACAACAUAUGCAACGUGAAUGCAUUCAAAAUGCAUUUUCUAAUGCGCGUGUCGUGUUUUAUUCGUUAUUAGAAAACAAUCUUGUUGCCAAUGCAACUCUGUCGUAUAGAACAUUGACAGUUUUUGCACCAACAAACAAAGCAUUUCAAAAUUUUGAAGCAACGUCGGUUAAAGAAUCAUUGGUCAGUUAUCAUAUGGCAACAUUACCAUUGACGUUAAGCGAAAUGACGAGCGGUCAAUCGGUACCAACAGAUUUCGAAGGUAAUCCUCCACUUUGGAUAACUAAAAAUCACAGAAAUGAAAUUUACGUUAACAAUGGUAAAGUAAUAAUACCGAAAAGUAACGUACAAGCUUAUAAUCAAAAUAAAAAAAAACAGGUUUUACACAUGAUUGAUGAAGUUUUGGAACCUGUCAUAUCAUCGAAUCCAAGCGUAUUUUUAUACAAUCCUGAUGCUUAUCAAUUUCUUAACCAGAGUGAAAGCAUAGGUUUGGGUAAACACAGAGUUCGAUCCUUUCGUCAAAGGGUCAUACUUAAUAAUAAGGAAACCAUUUAUCGUGCCGAUGGUCGUUAUACCUUUUUCAUACCCGUCGACGAAGGUUUCAUGCCUCCCUCAAGACCGGAAAAAAUAGAUCAAAAAGUCAUCGAUGGACACGUUAUACCACAUCACGUUUUAUUUACUAGUGCAACUCCACAAGCUAUUGAAUAUAAAACUUUAGCUUUUCACGACAUGAUGAAAGUAACAAUAUCAUUCACGCAACAAAACGAUGGAAAACAUUCUAAAAUGUACGUGAAAAGUCAUACGAUAUUGGGAGAUGAUAGUCAUCCCACGGGAGUCGUACUCGCUGAAAUCGUUAAAGCCAACAUUCCAGUUAAAAAUGGCGUCAUACAUUUAAUAAGGCAUCCAUUGAUGGUUGUCGAUACGACGGUUGAACAAUUUUUAAAGGAAAAAAACGACGGUCCCCUGUACAGAUUUUACAAAAUAAUAUUAGAUGCCGGAGGUGAUUUUAUCGAAAGAAUAAAUAGGAGGCAUUCUGGUGUCACGUUAUUUGCUCCAAACAAUGCUGCAUGGUCGGAAAUGCAUUUGGACGGUGUCAUAAACGAUAAGAAAAAAUUAAGAGAAAUAUUGGAUUUACAUUUGGUCGAAAUGAAAUUACCCAUGGAUGUUAUAAUGAGCAACAACGAUAAAGAGCUUUUUCAAGUUGUCACUUCCGGUGGUAGAAAAAAUCUUUAUUUCAACGUCGUCGUGAGUCCAAACAAUAAUAAAACUCUUACAGUAGAAGGCGGUGGAGUUAACGCCACCGUCAUACAACCGGAUAUAGCUGCCGAAAACGGUAUAGUCCAUAUAAUUGAUCACGUGUUAGGUGUUCCAUUUCAAAAUGUCCGCGAUAAAUUGGCAUCCGAUCCGAUGCUCAACAAAACGUUUCAUUUGGGUGAAAGAACAAAUUUUAACGGUCAAUUGAAAAAUUUAAAUCGUAAAUUUACUUAUUUCGUACCGAGAGAUUAUGCUUGGCAAAAAGCUGAAAUUAUGUUUCCAUCGGCUCAUAAAAAAUUAUUCAUGCCCGAAUUUGGUUAUCACGUUCGACAAAUAUUAGAAAGACAUUUGGUAAUACACGAUAAAGUAUUCACAAUGGCGGAAUUGAAACAAAUGUCAAACGAUACAACAACACUUCCAACAUUACGAGACAGUCUUCAAAUAAGAGUUAAAGAAGUUGAUAAAGGUUACGUCAUCGAUUGGCGCGGUGAAUCGAUACCUGUUUUCAGACCGGAUGUACAUUGCACGAAUGGUAUAAUACACGUCAUUGAUAGAGUUUUCCUACAGGAUAGUGACGUAAGAAUAAAUGGAGAACCGAGAAAUCAUUCAUUUUCAAUUUUAGCACAUUUGACGUUGAUGUUUUUAGUAUUUAAAUUUUAUUUAAACUAG
Pediculus humanus corporis (human body louse) is the source of this 1947-nucleotide messenger RNA. Its product is annotated as Fasciclin-1 precursor, putative. Bases 1 to 1947 code for a protein of 648 amino acids. The record is from RefSeq and is a predicted model, not a curated record. The transcript is spliced from 11 exons. Lineage: Eukaryota; Metazoa; Arthropoda; Insecta; Psocodea; Pediculidae.